AUUAAUUAGUUACUCAGGGGAUGGGUACUUGAACAAAUCACAAUUCAUUGCACACGAACAGUGAUUGCUCUUAUCUGUCGAUGUAAAGUUAAGGGAUCCCUUCCACGAUCUUCGUUCCAUUCGAGUUGAGCGCGAAGCAGGUCGACAUCAUACCCUGAUCCCUUUCCAAAUUGGUAUCUCACGCGGAAGUUCUAAUCGACAUAUUCUUCAAAGGGAUUAAGCCCAGAACCUAUGUUUAUUCCUCCCAUGCGACGACGAGAGCACAUCGUCGUUAUCGAGCGGAUUCAUAAACGGAAUCCAUUGGGCCUCACUGCAGCACUAUACUCAUCGAGAUGGUACACGAACGCUGACAUAAAUAUCGGCAAAACAUGCCCCAUCCCUUGUCUGGAAACGAAAACCUUUUUCAGCUUUUCCGACUGCAGUAAGACAGGCGCGUCGUUGAAAUGAUCAAGGCUGAAAAUUUGUAACUUAGUUAACGGCCCUGAAUAUAUCAUGAUCUCCUUUGAGAGAAAAAGUGAUCUUUCGCCUAAUGCUCUAUAUUUCGUCUACAUGAAGCUUCAGCAGAAAAAAAAAUAGAAGAGCAAAUGUAGUCGAUGUCGUAUCGUGGAAAAAUAUGUGGAACGAGCAAAAGAGAGGAAAUCUUGGAAGGCGUUCCUUCGAUAACGUCCGGCAUCGUAACACGGUUGGUCUCAUGUGCCUCGUUCCACGAGAAUCGCAUACUCCAUUCAGGUGAGCUUCCUCCUGUUUCGAUGUCAACGGGCCGAGAGUUACCGUCGCGCGCUGGCGUGGCAGAAGAAGUACCUCUUGCAGCUGCUGUGCGAUUACCAAGAGACGGAGGCGUUGGCGCUGGAGCGCAUCGACAGCCUCGCGCCGGUCGUGGGCUCCGAGGCCCUGCCGCGGGCGCUGCAUUCGCCGCGAGGGGAUGCGAGGCGACGGAAUCCGCUCUUCAGGUUCAGGGGGGCGGCGUACGUGUGCGUGGCGAUGUUUCGCAUGAAGAUCCUGGUGAGGCACUGGGCGGGGAAGAGGAGGACGGCGUCCAACACGGCCGUGAACGUUCUCAACGGACGGAGACCUCCGGAAAGGACGAUCGCGACCGGAGGAAAUGGGAGUGAGGGGGGGGUGCUGAGCGUUUACGGAUUUGGAUCCACUCCGCCGACGCGAGACAGUUCCAAUGCACGUCCGAAUGGGGGUCGAGGGAGUUCCAGCCGUCGCAAUCUCUUUCCGUCCUCGCAGGGAUUACCUCCAUCUCCGAUACCGUCUCGAGACGGGCGGUUGUCGAGGUAUUUGGAACGAUUCGACUCGAUUCAGGAGAUACUCAACCGUUACGGGUUCUGAGUCGGCUUUUUCCUCCUUUUUCGACGGUGAACGUGUGUGAUUUUAUUUCACGGAAUGAAUUUUGCUUCUGAUGUUGACAGUGGAAAUUGUGCCAAAUGUGAUGAUGCACCAGAGCUACAGUCAUUUUUCAUCAUGUGAUAAUUUUAGUGUUCGCUUUCCAAAUACACAACGUGAUUGAUGAUUUUUUUAAA
Darwinula stevensoni is the source of this 1526-nucleotide messenger RNA. NCBI's taxonomy places the organism in Eukaryota, Metazoa, Arthropoda, Ostracoda, Podocopida, Darwinulidae. The record is from the annotation of a GenBank genome assembly.